This is a messenger RNA of Parnassius mnemosyne (clouded apollo), 783 nucleotides long. Lineage: Eukaryota; Metazoa; Arthropoda; Insecta; Lepidoptera; Papilionidae. The record is from the annotation of a GenBank genome assembly.
AUGACUAUUGUUCCCGGGAAUCACAUAGUUAAUGUGAUCGAAAGUGUUUCCGUAAAGGAAAGUAUGAAAAUUUCAAAAACGAAGAAAAUCAUUAACUUCUCUAUACCGUGGAAGGCAGAAUUGGCAGAAUUCAUUUCGACGUUACUUCUAGUUCUACUAGGAUGCAUGUCUUGUGUGCCAAUAUCCAGCUUGGCGCAUCUACCACUUUUAUAUGGGCCAUUAGGUUUUGGCUUGAUUAUUCUCUUUAAUAUUCAGGCAUUUGGACAUAUAUCUGGAGCACAUAUGAACCCGGCCGUUACAUUAGCUGCUUUGCUCUGGGGAAAAAUAUCUAUCGCCACUGGUAUUGCAUAUAUUUUAGCUCAGUGUGCGGGCUCUAUAGCUGGAUAUGGAAUAUUAGUAGCAAUAUCUCCAGUUGAUUUGAUCACAGAUGGAAUUUGUACAACCCAACCUCAUGUACAGCUCACUAUGCUCCAGGCAUUGGGUGUUGAAGUAGUUCUAACAGCCGCAUUAAACUUCCUCAAUUGCUCUGUGUGGGAUCCAGUGAACAAAGAUUCCUUGGAAUCUGUUUCUCUGAAGAUUGGUUUCACUAUUGCUGGGCUAUCAAUUGCUGGGGGUCCUUAUACAGGUGCAAGUAUGAACCCAGCACGGUCUUUGGGGCCAGCUGUUUGGACAAGUACAUGGAAUGCGCACUGGGUCUAUUGGGUCGGUCCAUUACUUGGGGGAUCUCUAUCGGCAAUAUUUUAUAAAUAUACAUGGUUGAAAGAAAAUAGUAAUGAAAUAUAA